AUGGAAUCGCUCCUGCAACACCUGGAGCGCUUCUCUGAGCUUGUGGCCGUCUCCCGCACGACCCACGUCAGCACCUGGGACCCCGCGACAGUGCGCCGGGCCUUGCAGUGGGCUCGCUACCUGCGCCACGUCCACAGUCGCUUUGGCCGCCAUGUCCGCAUUCGCACGGCUCUGGAACGGCGGCUGCAAAAGCGGUGGAGACAGGAGGGCACCUCUGGGUCCUUUCCAGUCCCCGGGUUGACGAACUUCCAGGCCCUGGGCCGCUGUGACCUCCUGCUGUCUCUGCGCCUGCUGAAAAACCGGGCGCUCGGGGAUGCCGCCUAUCACUACCUGCUGCAGCAGCUCUUUCCGGGCCCUGGCGUCCCGGACGCCGACGAGGAGAAGCUUCAAGGCAGCCUGGUUCGCCUCGCCCGCCGCAGCUCUGCGGUCCACAUGCUGCGUUUCACCGGCUACGGAGAGAACUCGGUGCUUGAGGACUCAGUGCUGAAGACCCAGGCGGAGCUUCUGCUGGAGCGUCUGCGGGAGGUGCCGAAGGCCGAAGGCGAGGGCCCCAGCAGGUUUCUCAGCGCUCUGUGGGACCGCUUGCCCCAGAACAACUUUCUGAAGGUGAUAGCGGCCGCGCUGUUGCUUCCCCCGUCGUCUCCCCGGCCCCAAGGAGAAGAGUUGGAGCUGGGCACCCCCAAAACGCCCGGACAGGGGGGUCAGGAGCUGGUCCGUUGGCUUUUGGCGAAGUCAGAUGUCAUGGCUGCCUUUUGCCAAAACCUCCCAGUCGGGCUUUUAACUUCGGUGGCAGGCCGCCAUCCAGAGCUCUCCCGGGCCUACCUGGGUCUGCUUACGGACUGGGGUCGACUUCUGCGCUACGACCUUGAGAAAGGCACUUGGGUUGGAGCUGAGGCCCAACACGUGUCCUGGGAGGAGUUGUACGGCAGGUUUCAAAGCCUCUGUCAGGCCCCUCCACCUCUCAGAGAUGAAGUUCUAACUGCCCUGGAGUCCUGUAAGGCGCAAGAUGGAGAUUUCCAAGUCCCUGGUCUCAGCAUCUGGACAGACCUGUUGUUAGCUCUUGGGAGGGGGUCAAUAGUGCAGUUGGGGGAAAAAAAAGUUUUAGGUCUCAGCCCAGGCCCCAGUUCACUAUGGGCAGUGUUCUGUUAUUAUUUGUAUGUAUAG
Molecule: messenger RNA, 1164 nt
Organism: Odobenus rosmarus divergens (Pacific walrus)
Lineage: Eukaryota; Metazoa; Chordata; Mammalia; Carnivora; Odobenidae
Gene: FANCF
Product: Fanconi anemia, complementation group F
Biological process (GO): interstrand cross-link repair
Cellular component (GO): Fanconi anaemia nuclear complex
Source: RefSeq, a predicted model, not a curated record